This is a messenger RNA of Odontomachus brunneus, 1988 nucleotides long. RefSeq lists its product as uncharacterized. The transcript has 4 exons. NCBI's taxonomy places the organism in Eukaryota, Metazoa, Arthropoda, Insecta, Hymenoptera, Formicidae. The coding region runs from base 84 to 836 and encodes 250 amino acids. The record is from RefSeq and is a predicted model, not a curated record. Gene Ontology annotation, molecular function: acyltransferase activity, transferring groups other than amino-acyl groups.
CGAGAAUCAUUUAUCAUCAUGACAUUUAGUGUAUUGUGAGAUCUUGACGCAUUUGCUACUAGAUACGGUAUUGUACACGAAAAAUGAACAAACAAAGUAUUUUGAAAUUGACUCAGAUAGUCAAGCCGCCGGGUCCGCCGAAAAUUUGGGACGUGAUUGAGAAAACGGGCAAAGAGAGAGAUGGACGACCGAUUAAAUUCACGAUCCAGGAGAUCUCCGCAGAUAGAAUCGAAGAUGCACUUGAACACAUGUGCACAUAUUUUCUAGCAGAUGAACCGACAUGCGCGUGUUUCGACGCUAUAAAUACACCUAUAUUUGUAGAAGAAUGCAGGGCAUUAUGGCGUGAAAUAAUGGAACAACGCAUAGCUAUAGUCGCUUUCGUUGAUAAUCCCAACGGAGGGAAACCUAUAAUAGCCGGCAUGAACAUGCUAUGCGUUGAGUUUAAGGAGAACGCAGAUAAGGAAAUGCACUUCUCGUCAAAGUUCGGAAUUACGUACAAGGUCGUAAUGGAUCUAAAUAAGCAAGUUCGAUUGUAUGAACGUUACGGAGUAGACAAGUACUUGUUCGCUGUUGGACUCAGCGUAGCGCCCGAUUUUCGAAGAUACGGAUUGGGCACAGAUCUUCUAAAAACCAGAGAUAAAAUCGGACGCGAGUACAAUAUCCAGAUGACAUCCACGGUAUUUUCCUCACCGUACGCUAUGAAAGCAGCGGAGCGUGCGGGAUUCGAGCUACUGUUGUCGAAAGAUUACACCGAUUUAGUAGAUGAAAAUGGAAAGGAAUAUUUUCCUGGUAUACAAAUCUCCAAAAGUAUAGUGAUUAUGGCAAAAAGAAUAUAGGAAGGUGGGCCUCCCGCAUGCGCAAGAUAGUAGAAAAAAUAAGUUGCUCAACUUUUGAUCUGGAAUAAUUUUUGCUGUAAGUAUGAACAAAGUAAUUUUUACUACGAAGAACUUCCAUACAUUUUAUCUCAAUAAUGUUGUUAACCCUUUAAGUCAUAGUGUAUCAUAUAUGAUACAUCUUUUUUAGAGCAGUUUUUACAAAUUUAAACUAAUUUGUAUAGAUUUCAAGGCGGUAAAUAUGAAUAUUCACUUGCCAAAAAUAUUACAAAAUAAAUAUGUGGGAAAAAUAAUUUGGUGGAUACUUUUUGAGCUGUAGAUAAUGACGCAACCUCAAAAAUUGCAAAAUUCAAAAUGGCGAGCUAAAAUACCCCAAACAAAAAUUAAAUCUAAUGAUUGUCUAGUAAUGACACAGAAAAGUUAGGUCUUACAUCACUACUAUCUAGAAAUGUAACGUUCACUUCUUCUACCCAGACAACACAGGAUGUCCUACGGACAUCCAUUUUAAGUUCAUUUUACGUUCGUACAUCCGUAGACAUACAAUGGACACAUACAAUAGACGUCCAUAAAAUAUCCGAUUUUGGAUAUCCAUUAAUGUCCAUAAUUUGGAUGUCCAUAAGAUAUCCGAUCUUGGACAUAAAUUAAGUAUAAAAUUCUUAAGUAUAAAAUAGUCUUAAGUAUAAAAUUCGAUUAUAGACAUGUUGAGAAUGCGUAUUAUCAACGCUACAUAUCAUUCUAUUCCCAGGCAGCAAUGUCACGUAAUUUUUACAUCGAUAAAUGGUAAUUACCAGUCUUACACGUUAUGUAACCAAUAACUGACGUUUAAAAAACGGGAUAAUUUUGACGUGAUAAUAAUGUCAUUUAAAGACGUCUAUAAUACGAUUUUUAGUGGUCACUUUUAAUCAGCUGUUCGAUAAGCAAAGAAUGUGACAGAUAUUUAUCUAAUGUUAAUUUAUAUCAACUGUGGUAUAUGUACAACAGAUUAUUAUUUAUACACGCUGUUAUUUAUUUUUUGUGUUUGCAUCUCAAGCAUUUGACUCUUAGAAAUAAACCUUAUAGAACUUGUCCUACCAUUUCUUAUUCACGAGCAUUGCAUCGUUGCAAUUAUCCAGUUAGUAAGAUGAUGUUCAAAGAUAUCCCAGCAAACACAGUUAU